GCGUCCCGAUUGUAAAAAUAGAAACAGGGAACAGCAGUCGUGUGCCGGCUUUCUCGUUUAGUGUUUAACGAUUCCCCACAUGUGUUAACCUAAAUAGUAAAAUGUCUCAAGAAAACGAAGGAUUCUUUAAGAAGUUCCAUGAGACGCUGAACAGUGAAUUAGAUGACGUCACAAGGAAUAACUUUGCCAAUUUAGAAUCGAAUUCGAAACGUGUAUCUUACUUCUGCAGUCUUCCUGCGAUUAAAAAUUAUAAUAUAAUCGAAGAUGUAAAGAAAUGUCAAACAGGUGGCGAAUUUCCUGUGAAAAAAGAUUUGGAUAAAGCGAGACAAAUAAAGGAAGAAGGAAACAAAGCCGUUCAAAAAGGCGAAUGGGGUAAAGCUUUACAACUAUAUAGUCAGAGUAUGACAUUCAUGCCUGAUAAAGAGACCGAAGAAUUAUCCAUAUUAUACGCGAAUCGAUCAGCAGCCCUAAAUCAUCUCCAGCAAUACGAAGACGUUUUAGAAGACAUUAGAAAAUGUAUAUCUCUCGGUUAUCCACGCCAUUUGAGAUACAAAGUUUUCGAAAGAAGAGCUCGUACUUUGCUAGUCUUGAAACGGAAUCAAGAAGCAAUAAGUGCUUUUCAAGAUACCAUCACUGCAUUAGACGAAGCAAACAAAUUCGACAAAGAGAAAAGGCAAAAAAUGCGAACUGACUCUAAACUUAUGUUGGAAAUAUUAAACAAGGGUCUGACUUUAGCAGGUAAUCCAAAAGACCCCGAACCAUUAAAGAGGAAACCCCCAAAGCCAAAAUUACCAGGAAAAAACAACCGUGAAUAUCCUGCGGCUUCAGAUGCUAUACAGAUAGAUCACGAGGAAUCAAGAGGCAGAUUUGCAACAGCUACGAGAGAUAUUAAGGUUGGAGAAAUGUUGUUAGUUGAAAAACCACACAGUGGAGUCCUGCUAGCGGAAUACUCGAAGACGCAUUGUCAACAUUGUUUUGUCAAAUGUCCUAUCCUGGUGCCGUGUCCCAAGUGCCCUAACGUAAUCUUCUGCAGCGAAAAAUGCCUCGAAGCGGCUCAAAAGUCUUAUCACGCUUACGAAUGUCACAUUCUCCCUUUGUUGUGGAAAUCCGGAUGUUCUGUUACGUGUUUUAUAGCAUUGAGGAUGAUCACGCAAAACAAAAAGGAAUAUUUUACAAAAAUCGUCAGUGAGUUAGACAGUAAACCAUCAGGGGUUUAUAAAACAGAUGAUUACAAGAACAUAUAUAAUCUGGUUUCACAUGAAGAUAAGAGGACGAAGCAAGACUUCUUACAUAGGACUCAGAUGGCUGCUUUCUUAGUAAAACUAUUAGAAGUCAGUGGAUACUUUGAAGGGAAACCAAGGAGUAAGCCAGUGGAUUUUGAUGAAAUUAAGUCAAUGGCAGUGGAUGAUAAACAUAAAGAUGAUUUAGCAUUAUUUGGUGGCCUUAUACUGAAGAAUUUGCAAGUCCUUCAGUUUAAUGCGCACGAAGUAUUUGAGCUCCAGUGCCCAAGACCCAAACCUGGUAAAAAUAUCAUUAAACAUACUGGGAAAUCCGUUUUCUUGGCCGGUGCUGUUUUCCCAACGCUAGCUCUUUUUAACCACUCCUGUGAACCAAGCGUAGUAAGAUACUUCUGCGGACCAUACAUUAUAAUACGUGCGGUCAAAAACAUAAAUAAAGGUGAAGAAGUGUCUGAGAACUAUGGGCCAAUAUUCACAACAGUUCCUAAAGAAAAGAGGCGAGCGGAACUCAAAGAGCAAUACUGGUUCGACUGCAAUUGCAUCCCAUGCAAGGAUAAUUGGCCUACAUACCAGGAGAUGACCGAAAACUACAUGCGAUUUAAGUGUGAUUCAGAUCAUCCUUGCCCCAACGUGGUGGCAGUCCCGUACGAUGCUCAGGACUUCAUGAUACAAUGCGGCCUUUGCCAGCAAUACACCAACAUUUUGAAGGGGUUGAAAUCUUUGCAAGACACAGAAAUGUUAUACCGUCUUGGCCGCGCAGCAAUGGAUGAUGGCAAAUACGGAGAAGCAAUGAAGAAAUUUUUGGAAGUCCUGAAGCUGUAUGAUGAUACCUUGAAGCCACCAUACCGCUCUUACUAUGACUGUGUUCAAGACUUAAGGCAGUGCAUGUUGGCUAUGGGGAACUACAGUAUUGCUUAGCUACUUUAGUCCACAAUUUGUUGACUGUAGCAUGAACUACUAUUGAGUUUGAAGUUUUUUUUUAUAUAUUUACACAGCAAAGUGUCUCUACUACACCUGAUGGUAAAUGGAGUGGGGUCCAAUAGAAUCUUGACUAACAAGAGACUAUUACCCCUCUGCAAUCGACACAAUUAUGCCGGCCUGUUGGAACCAGAUGUACACAGACUGAUCACAAAAUGUGACACACUUAUGUGGGCCACUAUGGUGGAUAUUAACACCUUGUGUAUGAUUGCUAUGCAAGCUGAUAUAAAAUAUAUCCUGCCCUGGGGGCAGGAUAUAUUUUAAUGCAACAUAUGCAUUUGUACAUGUGCAU
This is a messenger RNA of Manduca sexta (tobacco hornworm), 2508 nucleotides long. It is a transcript of the gene Smyd4-3, whose product is annotated as SET and MYND domain-containing protein 4-like. The record is from RefSeq and is a predicted model, not a curated record. Bases 102 to 2156 code for a protein of 684 amino acids. Lineage: Eukaryota; Metazoa; Arthropoda; Insecta; Lepidoptera; Sphingidae. The transcript is spliced from 7 exons. Gene Ontology annotation, molecular function: protein binding.